AUGCGGUUCUUUUUUAAACUUUCCAAUAAUGCAAUGAAGACCGACAUGAGAAUCGUCUAUGCCAUAUUCUGUUAUCUAAAAGGGAUUUCUCUGUUUGACAGGUACUUGAAGUCUCUAACGCCCAACGCCUUUCACACUCGACAAAUCUUUGAAAAGACCAGCCAACGAAAUACUUACCCACCCCGAACCUCACCUGCCAUUUCACCCGUCAUUCAUUUCAUAAUCUUCCCUGUUUUUUGGUUUUUUUUGUUUCGUUUUUUAUUUCAUUUGAUUUUUUUUCUUCUUCUUUUUCACUGCUCUCUGUCUUAUCUAACAUUGGCCAUCUUUGUAUUUCUCCUCCUGGUCGACUCUCUUUGUUCAGACCGGCUUUUUGGCAAAGAUCAGUCGUUUUUCGUCUUCGGGCGAGACAGAGCACCAAUUAAUUAUCUACUUUUUAUUUACUUCUAUUCGCUCCAUUCUGUUUUUAUCUAUCUAUCUAUCUAUCUAUCUAUCUAUCUAUCUAUCUAUCUAUCUAUCUAUGUCAACCUCAUCCUAUCUGUCAGUCUAAUCUUAUCUAUCUAUCUAUCUAUCUAUCUAUCUAUCUAUCUAUCUAUCUAUCUAUCUAAUCUGAUCCUAUCUAUCUAUCUAUCUAUCUAUCUAUCUAUCUAUCUCGGUCUCUUCAUGAUCUAUCUAUCUAUCUUGUCUGAUCCUAUCUAUCUAUCUAUCUAUCUAUCUAUCUAUCUAUCUAUCUAUGUCAAUCUUAUCCUAUCUAUCUAUGUCAGUCUGAUCCUAUCUAUCUAUCUAUCUAUCUAUCUAUCUAUCUAUCUAUCUAUGUCAUCUGAUCCUAUCUAUCUAUCUAUCUAUCUAUCUAUCUAUCUAUCUAUCUAUCUAUCUAUCUAUGUCAAUCUUAUCCUAUCUAUCUAUGUCAGUCUGAUCCUAUCUAUCUAUCUAUCUAUCUAUCUAUCUAUCUAUCUAUGUCAAUCUUAUCCUAUCUAUCUAUGUCAGUCUGAUCCUAUCUAUCUAUCUAUCUAUCUAUCUAUCUAUCUAUGUCAAUCUUAUCCUAUCUAUCUAUGUCAGUCUGAUCCUAUCUAUCUAUUUAUCUAUCUAUCUAAUCACCCUUGUAUUUUCUCUCUCUCUCUCUCUCUCUCCUUUCUAGUCCUUCCUUCUAUCGUCCUAUAUGACUUCCUCUCUCUCUCUUUCUCUCUCUAUCUCUCUCUUUCUCUCUCUGCAAUAUCGUGGCGUGAAUGUCACAUUCUGCCGUUACAUAAAACGGUUCUUCUUCUUCUUCUUCUUCUUCUUCAUUCAUUCAAGCUUCUUCUUUUCUUUCAUUCAAGCUUCUUCUUCUUUCAUUGUAGCUUUUCUUCUUUUAUUCUAGCUUCUUCUUUUCUUUCAUUCAAACUUUUUUUUUCUUUCAUUCUAGCUUCUCCAUCUUCUUUCAUUCAAGCUUCUUCUUCUUUCAUUCUUUUCUUCUUUCAUUCAAGCUUCUUCUUUUUUCUUUCAUUCAUUUUCUUCUUUCAUUCUAGCUUUUCUUCUUUCAUUCAAGCUUCUUCUUUUUCUUUCAUUCUAGCUUCUUCUUCUUUUCUUUCAUUCAAGCUUUUCUUCUUUCAUUCAAGCUUCUUCUUUUCUUUCAUUCAAGCUUCUUCUUCUUUCAUUCUAGCUUCUUCUUUUCUUUCAUUCAAGCUUCUUCUUCUUUUCUUUCAUUCAAACUUCUUCUUUCAUUCUAAGCUUCUUUUCUUUCAUUCAAGCUUCUUUUUUUUUCUUUCUUUCAUUCAAGCUUCUUUUUUCUUUCAUUCAAGCUUCUUUUUUCUUUCAAGCUUCUUCUUUUCUUUCAUUCAAGCUUCUUCUUUUCUUUCAUUCUUCUUCUUUUCUUUCAUUUUUCUUCUUUUUUUUCUUUCAUUUCUUUCUUCUUUUCAUUCUAGCUUUUUUUCUUUCAUUCAAAGCUUCUUCUUCUUUUCUUUCAUUCAAGCUUCUUUCUUCUUUCAUUCUAGCUUCUUCUUCUUUCAUUCAAGCUUCUUCUUCUUUCAUUUAGCUUUUCUUCUUUCAUUCAAGCUUCUUUUUUCUUUCAUUCAAGCUUCUUCUUUUCUUUUCAAGCUUUUUUCUUUCAUUCUUCUUCUUUUCUUUCAUUCCAGCUUCUUUUUUCUUUCAUUCAAGCUUCUUUUCUUUCAUUCUACUUCUUUUUCUUCAUUCUUUUCUUUCUUUCAUUCAAGCUUCUUCUUCUUUCAUUCUAGCUUUUCUUUUUCUUCUUUUUUUAUUCAAGCUUCUUCUUUCUUUCAUUCAUUCUUUCAUUCAAGCUUUUUUUCUUUCAUUCAUUCUUUCAUUCUUUUCUUCUUUUUCUUUCAUUCAGCUUCUUUCUUUUCUUUUCUUCUUUCAUUCAAGCUUCUUUUCUUCUUUCAUUCUUUUCUUUCUUUUUUCUUUCAUUUAAGCUUCUUUUCUUCUUUCAUUCAAGCUUCUUCUUUUCUUUUUCUUUCAAGCUUCUUCUUCUUUCAUUCUAGCUUCUUCUUCUUCUUCUUUCAUUCAAACUUCUUCUUUUCUUUCAUUCAGCUUCUUUCUUUCAUUCAUUCUUUUUUCUUUCAUUCAAGCUUCUUCUUCUUUCAUUCUAGCUUUUCUUCUUUCAUUCAAGCUUCUUCUUUCUUUUUUCAUUCAAGCUUCUUUUUUUCUUUUUUUUUUCUUCCUUCUUCAAGCUUUUCUUUUCUUCAUUCAAGCUUCUUUUUUUCUUUCAUUCUAGCUUUCUUCUUUUUUUCCUUCUUUUCUUUCAUUUUCUUCUUCUUUUUCUUUCAUUCAAGCUUCUUCUUCUUUUUUCAUUCAAGCUUCUUCUUUUUUCUUUCAUUUUUCUUUUUUCUUUCUUUCUUCUUUUCUUUCUUUCAUUCAAGCUUCUUCUUUUCUUUCAUUCAAGCUUUUCUUCUUAUUUCAUUUAUUGUCUUUUCUUUUUCAUUCAAGCUUCUAAAUCAUUUCUUUCUGCUUUUUUUUCUUUCAUUCAAUUCUGUUUUUCUUUCCUGCUGCUUUUUUUCUUUCUCAAUUUCUUUCUUUGAUUUCACUUCUUCUUUUUUUCAAGCUUUUUUUCUUUUUCUUUUUUUCUUGUAUUGCCAAUUGUUUUCUUUCAUUGUGGAAGAAUUCUUCUUUUAUUCAUUUCAUUUCUUCUUCUUUUUCUUUCUUUAA
Molecule: messenger RNA, 3135 nt
Organism: Acanthosepion pharaonis
Lineage: Eukaryota; Metazoa; Mollusca; Cephalopoda; Sepiida; Sepiidae
Source: the annotation of a GenBank genome assembly